This is a messenger RNA of Triticum turgidum subsp. durum (durum wheat), 534 nucleotides long. The record is from the annotation of a GenBank genome assembly. Lineage: Eukaryota; Viridiplantae; Streptophyta; Magnoliopsida; Poales; Poaceae.
AUGGGAUGGGAUGCCAUAAGGGCGGAGGCCUUGCUGCACGAGAUCCCCAACCGCAGUCCGCUCAACGCCAUGAUGGACCCUUCCUCUUCCUCCACCGCCUCCGCCUCCGCCCCUGCUCCGGCUGCCUCCACCUACAGCAGCGAUAGCGGGGGGCCCGCCGCUGCCCUGUCGGCAGCGGUCGCCACGGCAUCCCGGCGGUUUCAGCACCUGCUGGACCGGUCAACUCCGCACGUGGGCCGCCGUUGGCUGGGCCUCGCUGGGGGAGUGUUGGUGUACGCGCUGCGCGCGUGGUUCGUCGGCGGCUACUACAUCGUGACGUAUGCCCUCGGCAUCUACCUCCUCAACCUCCUCAUCGCCUUCCUGUCGCCUCAGGUCGACCCCGAGCUCGCCGAGGUGCUCGGCGAGGGGCCCGCGCUCCCCACGCGCUCCUCGGACGAGUUCCGUCCGUUCGUCCGCCGCCUGCCCGAGUUCAAGUUCUGGGCAAGUUCUUUUCAUCUUCUGAGACAACUUCUGGGUUGCGGAAUCUUGAGCUGA